AGAACAGCCUUUUUUCCAAGAAAAUUCGCAUAUAGACCCAUUUAGUCGAAUUCGAUAGGUCUCUAACCACUACCAUACAUAGCUUAAUGUAAUUCUUCUUAUUAACAAUAAUAGGGUAUUAUAGGGGUUCAAACAGUAUUGUAAAAAUAUUUAUACCUAAUCUAGCUAGUAACUAUUGGAAAUUACAUGUGUCAGUGUUGAAAAAUGGUUCGUUGCAAUAAUAUUGUGAUCAUCGAAAAGCAAAAUCUCUUAUGUCGGCAGGUACGGGACUGAGUCCAGUCCUUUAUUCCUUUGGAAGUGUUGGUUUCUGAGUGUGGAACCCUAAAAUAAACUUUCUCUGUAAUCUUAAAAAUUACCCACACAUUAAAAUAAUUAUUAAUAAUCGUCUAACAAAUUUAAAUACAUUAAGCUAAUAACUAAAAUUACCGGUGCAAGCUAGGAAGCAGGGCUAAUUUCGAAUUAAGCUCAUUGAUCGAUUUUGCGAACCCUUAUGAAAAGUUUAAUUUUACUUUUUAGAUUAAUUUUAAUUUUACGUACGCUAUCGAAUAAAAAGGUUUACCUAAUAAAAUGAGUCCAAGUCGAACUGAACUGACGAACAGGAAAGGCUGGGAUAUUUUUACGAAUCGGAGGCCAAGAUCCUUUUUGGGUUGGCUAAGUACCUAUGAACUUUUGUUCGCAUUUCCGAAAUUCGGUUUUGAAUCAUUUAGCGUUAGGACGUGGUUUGGACAGUUAGUUUUCAAUGAUGAUAAUUUAAUGACAGCUCCAAUGAUGACAUAUUAUGAAGUGACUUAUUCGUAUUCUCUAAAAAGAAAUUACCCCAACUCACCCAUACGUACAAUUAUUGACUAAUACCUAUUAGAUUACGUAUAUAAAUCAAAACGUUGGACUAGAUGUACCUAUAUAUCUACGCUUACUUCUAAGCGUCUUAAACAGUAACCAGUUUCUUAAACCUAACUGCUUAUUGAAAACUGUAAUACUAACCUGACCUAACUAACCUGAGUGAUAAAAUGACACUUUUUGUGGAGGGAAUGUUGAAUGAUAUCCGUUUUGUGUUCAAAUGUGCUGGUUUAUCUCUCGAAUGCCGAAAGGAAACUCGCAAACAGACUAUUAUACGUAGAUUCAUUUUCUUUAUCAAUUCCCUCAUGCUAAAUAGUGACAUCAUAAUAUCAGCUAGCUGGUUUUUCAUUGGAAUUAGAAGCGGCAUCAGUUUUACUGAAUUGACCUUUGUAUCCCCAUGUUUUACUUUCGGUACGAUUACAAGUAUAAAGGCAACGUAUCUCGUUUUUAAUGAAGAUUUAAUAAAUAAAAUUGUUGAAGAUAUGAAAGUCCUAGAAGUGAAAACACUUGACAAAACAAACAAUAUAAUAGAAAAGUUUGUUAAUAAGGAGGCUAAGUUUCUGAAAUACAUAAUCAAAAUAUUCUUUAGAAUGCAUGGUUUGAAUAUUGUAUUUUUUAUAGUGAGUCCUCUAGCUUUAAUAUUAAUGAAUUUUAUGAAAACUGGUGAAAUGGAGUUUAGGUUGCCUUUGUUAGAUUUCUAUACAUUUGUUCAGCCCACCACAAUAUGCUGGAUAAUGAAAUAUAUAAAGCAGAUAUAUUCUGGUUAG
Molecule: messenger RNA, 1604 nt
Organism: Plodia interpunctella (Indianmeal moth)
Lineage: Eukaryota; Metazoa; Arthropoda; Insecta; Lepidoptera; Pyralidae
Exons: 1
Coding region: 1008-1604 (198 amino acids)
Source: RefSeq, a predicted model, not a curated record